Messenger RNA from Purpureocillium takamizusanense, 2096 nucleotides. Its product is annotated as Amidase. Gene Ontology annotation, molecular function: zinc ion binding; DNA-binding transcription factor activity, RNA polymerase II-specific. NCBI's taxonomy places the organism in Eukaryota, Fungi, Ascomycota, Sordariomycetes, Hypocreales, Ophiocordycipitaceae. The record is from RefSeq and is a predicted model, not a curated record. Gene Ontology annotation, biological process: regulation of DNA-templated transcription. The transcript has a single exon. The coding region runs from base 234 to 1646 and encodes 470 amino acids.
AUUCGUUGUUCGUCGUCGAUUGGUGAGCCGGGACGUCAAUUGGAUCCCAUCGUGCAACCUCAGCCCAGCCCCAAACUUUGACGCGACCUUCUCUUCCACUUCAACCAUCCAACCUUACUUAUUAAUCAUCUAUCCGCUGUUGCCUCUCGUCGUCGACGGCAUCCAUCUUCAUCCUCUGCCCAGCUCAUACAUGCACCACAUACACGACCGACCACGACCGGUCAUGAGCCAUCAUGCUGCACGAAUCCCAACUCCCGCGCUCUUGCGACCGCUGCCACGCUCUCAAGGAGCGCUGUCAGCGUCUCCCCGGCGCCUCCAAGUGUGACCGUUGCGACCGCUUGCAGCUUCCGUGCCAGUCCAACAGGCCCGUCAAGCGGCCUGGGCGACGGCCGCGGCCGUAUCAUCAUUUGCGCACCACCUCCAAGCCGGCCGUGUCCUCGACUCCAGCUUCAACCUCAACCGACUCUCUACCCACGCCUCCGGCAGAAGACAGGGACAAGGAAAAGUGGCACUCGCUCUGCUCCAGCUUGACCCGCCUUGCCGAUUCGCCCCCCAUUGAUGACGAUGUGCACGUCAUGCAGCGCAUCCUCUCCGAUGACUUCCUCCAGCAGUUUGUGCUGCCCAGCUUCUGCGACGCCCACCGCGAGAGCCUCGUCUCCCAGUUCUUUGCCGCCCGUUCCAUCGUCAAGGAUGCUUACGUGGCCUGCGCAAUUUCCAUGCCCGGCCCCGGGGAAGACGUGAGCGUGCCGCUCGACGAUAUGCGACUCGCCAGCAGCUACCGCAGGGCCACUGCUGCCUUGGCCAUCCUUCGCACCAUCAAAGUCAAAGGCGAGCACGACGUGCCGCUGUGCCUUGCAUUGGGCGCGGCGCUGCUUACGUUCGCGCUGCGUAUGGGUGGCUUCAACGCCCAUGCCAUAUGCAGCAACGUCCUCGGCAUGGCCAAAGACCUCUACGAGGCAAACCACGGCGCCAUCCCCGUCGACCUUGGCUUUCUCACAUGCCUCGUACUUACCGACACAUCAGAGUGCUUGCUCCGUGGAGGCGUCCCCACGUUGAAGCUUCGACCGGCUCCGGGCGUGGACCGCUACAUCGGGCUGUGCCAGACGCUGAUGCCGCACUAUUACGACCUCUGCGUGCUCAGCAACGAGAUGGCCCAACGCCGAGGGGAUGACGCGCUCGGGAAAUUGUGUGCCUUGGAGAGGAGCAUUAGCAACUGGCUACCCGACAUCCCGGACGACUUCGUCAACAGCUACUCGGCAACAGAGAUCUCGCGCAUGGCCUGCCAGGCAACCGUGUUGCAAACGGCUGCUUUGCUUGUCAUUCAUCGGCUACGGCAUCCGUUUGGCACUGAAGAAGACGCCGCGCGGGCCAUGUCCUCUAACGUACUCAAGCAGCUCGACGUCACACGCAUCAUUACUGGCCAGACGCCCCGCAGCAUCGACCUGGCGCUAACUGUGGCAUGCCUCGAGGUCGAAGACGCUGCCGAGCGUUGGGACCAUCUCCGCAAUGCCUCGUCAAUUGGCGUUUAUUCUGGCAUGUUCAGCAAGCGCGUGGCGGACUGGAUGACCAUGAUAUGGGAGGCGCGCCAGAUACACAGCCCUCUAUACUGGUAUGAUCUGGGCGCUAUAAGCAGAGCGCCAUCUUGAAACAUUUAGAGGGGUCUUCGUCAUUACUUCUUCACCAGAACUCAUCCAGGGGUCUAUUGCGGCAAUGUCAGCAUUGGCCAUUUCCAUCACGCCGCUGCGCGACGUCCAGACUGUUUUCAGCAGGGCAAGAAGCGUAAGACAUCGCGAUCAUCACAUACCCAGCAGCUCCAAAAACCCUCCGGGCGAUUUUGCGGGGAACCUUCCGGUCAGCGGGCCCCCCACUACUAGACCAAGAUCCCAUUCCGCAGAUCUCGGGUCCCUCUCGGCGAUCUAGCCAUGCUCUGAGCCGCCCUACCGGCGGGGCGGUUCUACCAUGAACACCUUUUUACGAGGGACUGGGCUCACGACUUGAUGGCUCGAAACCGGGCAAAUGAUGAAAGAAAUGAAACCCGUCGGAUGUCCGUGGCCUAACCAAGUGUUGGCUACUAUGUCGAUGAUGCCCCUCGGGGG